AUGCUGCGCGGUGGAAGUACAACUGCCUAUUUGUGUGAAGAACAAUCUAAAUUUAUCUACGAUCGCAUCGCCAUCGUAGAGAAACAUUUCGGUGAGCUGUGCGAAGCGUUUGCCGAGUACACCCGCAAGGUUGCCCGGGUGCGAGAUAAAGCGGAUGAGUUGGCCCACGCCACGCAGGACUACUGCGAUGCGGAGAAAUACAACGGAACACUCGCCACUGCCCUCUCCAGUUUGGCGAAGGCGGUUACUUUGAUCGGCGACUUCCACGAUUGUCGCGUGAAGCGUUUGGAGACACGCAUCGUGUCCGAGCUGGGCCAAUACGAAACCGUGUGCAAGCAAUGUAAAGAGGGGGUAAAGGAUGCGUUACAGGUUCGCGAUAAGGAUCUGGCCAAGCGGAAGCAGCUGGAACAGAGCAAACCGCGCAAUAGUCGUGGCGCCAGGCGUAACGCCAAUGACACGGAAAUGAUCAAGUCCACGCUGGAGGUGGAGAAAUCGCUGAAAGGCAUCGAGGCGUUUGUGGAGCGAUUCGAAAAACAAAAGCUCCGGGAUGUAAAGGAGUUGCUACUAAAUUUCGUUAUGAUCGAACUGAAAAUGCACGCGCAAGCAGUUGAGGUUCUUUCAGCCACCUAUCAGGACAUUAGCGAUAUCGACGAGAGCAAGGACCUUCAGGGUGUACACAAGGAACUCAAACGACAGAAUCGGCAAUUUAAGAAAUACCUUCAAAGGGACACGAUACCGGAUCGUUACUUUCUACAGCGCAUCAAAUCGCAGUCUAUGGGUGCAUUGAAUGCCACUCUGGCUGGGUUUUCGACAGGCCGUAAAAACAAAAGCUUCAGUUCCAAUUCGCUCAACUCAUCGCAGGAACAGGAACCGGAACAGGUCGUGGAUCAGCAGGCGACCCAAAGGAGUACCACUAGGCGCACUAACCGUACAGCAGUUCAGCAAUCAAUAGAAUCUCUGGACUCAAUGAAACGUGAUUUGUCGACGGAAUCCAAAUCUUCAUCCGACGAAGACGACGAAGAUGAUAGCGAGAUUAGCGAGACUGAAACGGACGACCAGUCGGAUACUAAUGUGAAGCAGCCGAGAAUAGGUGGACCAUCCGGAUUUUCUGAGGCUGGAAAAAAGAGUCAAGUAGAUACUUCGUUUAAAAUCAUUAAACUAAAAGACUACAAACCGUAACAAUGUCUCCAGCGAAUCAACCAGUAAAUCUAUCAGUAGCAUAGCAACCGGCACUGUUGAAUCGAAAAGAGUCCCUCGAAUAUAUCUCCUCA
Molecule: messenger RNA, 1271 nt
Organism: Anopheles aquasalis
Lineage: Eukaryota; Metazoa; Arthropoda; Insecta; Diptera; Culicidae
Gene: Fam92
Product: CBY1 interacting BAR domain containing protein Fam92
Biological process (GO): cilium assembly
Cellular component (GO): ciliary basal body; ciliary transition zone
Source: RefSeq, a predicted model, not a curated record